AUGCUCCCGUCUGAGACUGGCCUCGACGGCUGGUUGCGGUAUGCCGCACUUCCUGACGAGUUUGCCAACCUACGCUCCCGAUACUCAACAAUUAUCUCCCUUACGGGCAACCAAAGCAGUCCUGUAUUCACUGCCGCAAGAGAGCUGCAAGUCGGUCUGUCUAAAAUAUUGGGCCAGAGUGUCAACCUGGAGACGAAGCUCCCGGGAAUCGCAGAUGUCUCCUCUAUUGUUGUAGGAACUGUGAAAACAUUCUUAUCUGCUGGCCGGGACACUCCUGAUACACUGUCUCUCAAAGAGGAUGGAUACUGUCUCAUCUGUAAAGAUGGGAAGGCUACAGAGAUCAUCGGCCAAAACGAACAAGGUGCACUAUACGGCGCUUUUGAGUUCCUUAGGCUUCUGUCCCGGAACCAGCCGCUGCCCAAUAUGCAUAUAUCCAACCCCAGCGCUCCAAUUCGGUGGGUAAAUCAGUGGGAUAACCUGGACGGUACCAUUGAGAGAGGAUAUGCAGGCCCUUCGAUAUUUUUUGCGGACGGAUACGUGCUCGAAGAUCUGACUCGUGUUCAACAAUAUGCGCGGCUUCUGGCAUCUGUUGGGCUGAAUGGCCUGAUUGUGAAUAACGUCAACUCCAAUUACAAUCUUCUUAAUCCCAUAAAUAUGCAAGGACUGGCUCGGAUUGCGGACAUAAUGAGACCAUGGGGAGUUCGAAUUGGCAUCUCUCUGUAUUUUGAUACACCAAAAGGCCUCGGAGGUUUGCGCACAUCUGAUCCUCUGGAUCCCGACGUUAUUGCUUGGUGGGGGAGCAUUACGUCUGAGCUAUAUCGUCAUGUCCCUGAUAUGCUAGGGUAUCUGAUCAAGGCGAAUUCUGAAGGACAGCCAGGUCCACUGACAUAUGGUCGCACUCUUGCCGAUGGUGCGAACAUGUUUGCCAGAGCCCUGCAGCCUCACGGUGACGGCGUCGUCAUGUAUCGGGCCUUCGUCUACAACCACCACCUUGAUGAAUCUGACUGGAAGAAUGACAGGGCGAACGCUGCGGUUGAGUACUUUGAUGGGCUGGAUACUCAAUUCGAAGAUAAUGUCAUUAUUCAGAUCAAAUACGGCCCCAUUGAUUUUCAGAUCCGGGAACCACCGUCGCCCCUUCUUGCUCACCUGCGGAAAACGCCUAUUAUUCUCGAAUUGCAAGUGACACAAGAGUAUCUUGGCCAACAAGAUCACGUUGUGUAUUUACCACCGCUUUGGAAGACCAUUUUCAAUUUUGAUCUCCAUGUAGAUGGUCAGCAGUCCUUGGUCCGAGAUAUAGUAUCUGGUCAACGCUUCAACUGGACUAGAAGUGGUUACGCGGCUGUGGUUAAUGUAGGAAACGACCCUACAUGGUUGGGAAGCCAUCUUGCUAUGGCUAACCUGUAUGCAUAUGGACUGUGCACUUGGGACCCUCAGCAAAGCGAAAUUGAUAUAAUCCAAAGCUGGACACAGCUGACCUUCGGUUUACACAAAACCAUCGUGGAUACCAUAACAAGUAUUUCCAUGGCUUCAUGGCCAACAUAUGAGGAUUACAGUGGCAAUCUCGGCAUUCAAACUUUGUGCGAUAUUGUCACACAUUGCCAUUAUGGUCCCUGCCCAGCGUCGCAGGACGGCAAUGGAUGGGGUCAGUGGACUCGUGCUAAUGCACAUUCGAUUGGCAUGGAUCGAACUGUCGCCACUGGAACAGGAAAUUCUGGGCAAUAUCCUCAAGUUGUUGCUGAGCGGUUUGAGCGCAUUGAUACCACUCCCGAUGAGCUUCUCUUAUGGUUUCACCAUGUUCCGUACACUCAUCGUCUGAAGUCUGGUAAAACCGUCAUUCAGCACUUCUAUGACUCCCACUAUGCCGGAGCUCUUGUCGCCCAGACAUUUCCGCAGCAGUGGGAAGCUUUGCGGGGAUUGAUAGACAAUGAUCGAUUUGACCAUGUGGCUUUCCGUUUACGGUAUCAAGCAGGCCAUGCACUGGUAUGGCGAGACUCCAUCAACAAUUUCUACUACGCCAAGUGUGGCAUUAAAGACGAACAUAACCGAGUUGGUAACCAUGCAUGGAGAAUUGAGGCGGAAGAUAUGACGCUUGAAGGAUAUGCAGUGGUUCCUGUCACGCCAUUCGAGGCUGCCUCUGGAGGAAAAGCGAUCGCGACGAUCCCAGGGGCGAAUAUCGGUACUGCACAGUGUACUGUUACUUUUCCCUCUGGGGUUUACGACGUUGCAAUUAACUACUACGAUCAUCUGGGUGGCAGAUCUCAAUAUCAAGUCUUUUUGAAUGAAAAGUUAGUUGGUGCUUGGACAGGUGAUCUUCAGGACAAACUGAGCCAUGACUUCUCGGAUCGUAUUGACGGUCAUUCUGCUACUCGAGUCACCUUCAAUAGUGUGAAUGUCGAAAAAGGCGAUUCACUGAAGAUCGUUGGUAAGCCAGAUGGGAACGAACUCGCCCCGGUAGACUACGUUUCAUUCUUGCCACGAGGUGUGGUGGACUAG
Trichoderma breve is the source of this 2493-nucleotide messenger RNA. Its product is annotated as glycosyl hydrolase family 67 middle domain-containing protein. The transcript has a single exon. Gene Ontology annotation, cellular component: extracellular region. Gene Ontology annotation, biological process: xylan catabolic process. Lineage: Eukaryota; Fungi; Ascomycota; Sordariomycetes; Hypocreales; Hypocreaceae. Gene Ontology annotation, molecular function: alpha-glucuronidase activity. Bases 1 to 2493 code for a protein of 830 amino acids. The record is from RefSeq and is a predicted model, not a curated record.